AUGCGAAUAAUGUGCACAAUCAUGGCAGCCGUUUUGGGCAGCACGUUGCUGCUGGUAUCGAUUGUUUUCAUCAGCGCGAGCAGUCGCCUAAAUGGUGGCAAGUUUGCAGAGCAGAUCCAGAAACGGAAAGCCGACGACAGCCGGGAGAUGGACAUGUGGGAGCUGGUUUCAUCGGCCACGGUUGCCCCGAUGGGUGGUGCUUUCGAGCGGAUGGUGCGGUUUGAUGAGCUAAAGCGGGAACGUGACUCGGUUGAUCUCGAUCAGGAUCCGUUGGAGGCCGAAAACAGCCAUCUUGUGGUGCAAGUGUACUCGGUCGACUCGGAUCAGGAAGGAGGGAAUGAAUCUACGCCAGGAGGCUCACCGGUUCGUUCGCUGAUGGUGGAAAACUUUGCCACCCCCAAGGAGAUCCUGGACGGGAAGCCAACUGAUCGGGUAGAGCGGAAGAUGUUCCCACCGGUCCGGAACAUCCAGGAACAACUGGCGAAGGUGGAAUCGAGCGAAAAGCCGGACACGGAGGCACUUUUGCAGGAGCGAUUCUUCGUGGAUGACAGUGCGAAUGCUGACGUGAAUCACCCCAUGGGACGCCAGUACCGUAAUGGAUAUGGAGCCUACGCUCGUACAACGGACGAUGGUAUGGAUCUGGAACGGGAAGUCCCAAAGCUCAAGCCAAGACCACAGCCUACGUCCCACACGGUGCCACCAUUCUACGAUUACAACGAGCAGUCGAGCCAGCGAAUGUUGGAUGAGUUUUUCGCACUCCGCAACCAGGACGCUAUGGCUGCCCGCAGAUCCAACUACGAGUGGGGUGAGGGACAGCUACGAUCACGGACACUAGAGGAGAUAAAGCAGCAGAACCGGGCGAUGGCGUCCUCACGAAAGAAGACCCCACUGGAACAACCUGCAGGACGAUCGGACCGGGAAGACGACAUGAGCUACGAUCGGUACGCCGAUUACGCUGAGGCAGAACAACGUUCGAUGAGCUACGGAUCACCACGGUUAGGGCGCAAACAGCGUGCGACACCGUGUACGGGUACUAAAACGCAAGUCCUUAACAAGGUACCGAUUGUGGCGUACGAUACCAAGGAUUCGAUGCCACCGACGUACAUGCCCGACAAUUCGCACCGUUCGCAGUUCGAGCGGUCCCGCUUCCAGUACUGGAACCCUUCGAUGGUGUUCAACCCGUACGCCUGGGAUCCGUACCACAUGAAUAUGCUGCGAUUUCCACAGUGCAACGCCUGCCAGCAGCACGCACGAGCCCUUUGCGGCAAGUGUGGCCUGUGCAGUGACUGCUGCGCCCACAGCAAGUGCACCUGCGGAUGUCUGAACGGCUGA
This is a messenger RNA of Anopheles nili, 1332 nucleotides long. RefSeq lists its product as uncharacterized. NCBI's taxonomy places the organism in Eukaryota, Metazoa, Arthropoda, Insecta, Diptera, Culicidae. The coding region runs from base 1 to 1332 and encodes 443 amino acids. The transcript has 2 exons. The record is from RefSeq and is a predicted model, not a curated record.